Molecule: messenger RNA, 1788 nt
Organism: Rotaria sp. Silwood2
Lineage: Eukaryota; Metazoa; Rotifera; Eurotatoria; Philodinida; Philodinidae
Source: the annotation of a GenBank genome assembly
AUGGCUAAUACAUAUUUGGAUAGUUUACCAGUCGAAUUAUUUUAUCAAAUAUUUUCUCAUCUUUCAGGUUGUCAUAUAUUACGAGCAUUUUAUUCAAUAAAUAAUUAUUUGAAUGAUAUUCUCAUUAGUUAUAAUGACUAUAUUUUGGAUUUAUCUUCAUCGAACAUAUCAAAAAAUGAAAUAGAUCUUGUUUGUUCAUUUCUACGAUCAGAACAAAUUGUUGGAUUGAAAUUUGGUAAAAGUAAUUUUGAUUUGGUCAAUCGAUUUCUAUCAAGUUUUUCAAAUCAACAAUCAUUCAGUCGUCUUCGUUCACUUUGGAUUAAUGAUACAAUCAUAAUUGAUCAAUUAUUUAUGUCAAGAUUAGCAUCAAUAAUUAACUAUGAUGACCUCAUUUCACUUCGUUUCGAUCGUAUUCAUCUUGGUGAUCUUUAUAUAUUAUCAAGUUACUCGUUUGAUUCUCUUUCACGUCUUGUUACAUCUUCGAGUAACCAGUUUCGUCAAUUAUCUAAAGAGAUACCAACUCAUUUGACAUAUUUGCAUAUGUAUUUUGACUCUAUUAAUGAUAUAGAUCAAUUUAUUCUUCCCAAUAUGCAUCAAUUGAAAUCACUCGGUGUUGGUAUUCAGUGCAGUUUAAAUGAUAUCCAUCAAUUUAUGUUCCUUUUCAGAAAUUAUCAAUGGACUCAAUUAAUUCAAUUCAAUCUCAAUUUCAACGUUGAAAUUAAUCUUCAAUUUUAUAUGUUACAAAGAAUAUUAUCGACAAUGCAUCGACUAAAAUAUUUGACAUUAAUAUUGUCCAAACCAUUGGCAACGGAUAAUAAUAUAUUGAGUGGAAUUCAGUGGAAAAUAUUUCUAAGAACAUCGCUCAUUUUCUUGAAAACAUUUAAUUUUAAAUUUUCUAUUGAACAAACAUUCGAACAAGAUAUUUAUUAUCUUUUGAAUACAUUUAAAUCAAGAUGGUGGUUGAAAACAAAACGAUGGUUUGUCGAAUAUGAUGCUCAUGAAAAUAUUCUCAUUACUGUACCUUAUUUUGCUUCAAAAACUUUUGAUAAUCGUCAUUCAUAUUCAUUUGAUUUAAUGCAGAAUCCUCAAAUAUUUUAUUCAAAUAUCAAUUAUUUAAGUAUUGAUUUGGAUAAUUGCAAUGAAAUAGAACAAUUAUUGGUGUCUCCACUAGUAUCUCAAUCACGUUUUAAUAAUGUGAUACAACUCUCAUUGAAUGGAUAUUUAACAACAGAUGUUUAUGAUGCAAUUCGAAAUAAUGUUGAUCUGAAUAUGAUUCAACAUUUUGAGUUUUCAUCAACUAUUGGCACCACUAAAGCCUUUAUUGAAUUAAUUGAAAAUAUGACUAAUCUUUCUUCUAUUCAUAUUCAGUACUUCCAUAGUCUCGAUCUAUUUAAUCUAGUUUCAUCACCAAAUUUUUCUAUUCGACAUCUUGUUUUAUUCGAUUAUGAACCAACAACAAGAAAACAACUUUUCUCUCAUAUAUGUCGAAUCUUUCCACGAUUAACCCAUUUGACAACAGACUAUCAUUCACGACGAAGACUUUGUUAUUUAUUAAAUGAACUUGUUCAUCUUGAACAACUCACUUUACGUUUAGCUCAAGAUCAAUAUGCUCCAAAUUAUUCUUGGAUCAAGCAACAUAGUCGACUACAAAUGAGUUCAUUUGAAAUGAGAGUAUUUAAUAUUGCUUAUAGAGAAAGAAAGCUAGUUUUGUGGAUCAAUACCAAUAAUAAUAUGGAACAUCAAGGUCGUCAUCAACAUCAUACAUUAAACAUAUGUUCUAUUCAAUAA